AUGACUGAUGAGACAAUGCUGACUCCAUCUCGUCGACCUCGUCGUCGUACUACUCUGAAUGUGGAUUAUAGAGAGAAAAAGGAGACAGAUAUUCCUCUGGUCCGUUCAGGCUCUAAGAAUAACAGCCACGCAUUUGAUAACCAUAACCAUAAUCAUCACCAUACACCUACUCAAUCUCGCUCUUAUUCACCCGAGUAUAUUUCGGUUGAUGAGGUUGUGCCGUAUAACUGGCAACCUUCUCUCACUGCAGACACGAAGUUUAACUAUAUCCCCAACAUGAAAGGUGCUCUUGUCCAUGAAAAUACUCUCACUCUCAAAGAUGGAACUGUCGUCAAUAAAGGAGAUUGUAUUUAUAUGAUUUGUGAGCCUCCUACAGAGCCUUUUUAUGUGGCUACAGUUACAGGCUUCGUGAAUAAGGGAGAGGAUGGCAAUGCUCAUGGCUCUAAAAUUGCCAAAGUGACUAGCAAGGGUAAUCAAGUGACUGGUUUGAGUUCUGGUUCAAGUUCUGGUUCAAGUUCUGGUUCAAGUUCUGGUUCAAGUUCUGGUUUGAGUUCUGGUUCAAGUUCUGGUUCAAGUUCUGGUUCCAGUUCGGGUUCCGCCAAAAACUUUAUGUUUGAGGUUCUGUGGUUCUAUCGACCCCGUGACAUUGGAAGACACUCUACGGACUCUAGAUUAUUGUACGCAACGGUGCAUAAGGAUCUGUGUCCGAUCCAGAGUUUCCGAGGGUUUGUUACAGUGAAGCACGUGAGUGAAAUUGAUGAUUUGGAUAGUUACAAGCAGCAACACAAUCAUUUCUAUUUUGAUAAACUUUAUGAUAGAUACAUGAUGAAGACCUAUGAAGUGUUUCCUACUAAGAAAAUGACCAAUCUUCCUCCUAGUUACUACAAAGCUCUUAAUAAACGAUUUGCAUUUGUAUUCCUGGAAACUGGUCAUGGUGAAGAUUUUCUAGCUGAGCCACAGAACUGUGACAAGUGCCAUCAGUGGUGUCCCGUAUCAGACUCUAUUCAGUGCUUUCAGUGUGGUAAGUCGUACCAUUUAGUGUGCCUGGACCCACCUAUAUUGACAAAGCCGAAACGAGGAUUUGCAUGGUAUUGCGCUUCCUGUAUGAAGGAAAUGGAGGAAGAAUUGGAUGCCAAAAGAGGUAACCUUCUUGAAAGUUCUCUUCCUUCUCAGAUUGUGGCUAAUAUCGAGAAGGAGAAACAGGAAGCUGAAGCAAAGACUGAAGCGGAAGAGGAGGAAGAAAAUCCAUUAAAAGAAACUGGAUCUUUAAAGAAACUUCACCAUUUGGCAUCUCCAAAAUACGAACAAAUAGCUAUACAAUUUUUGGAGAAGGACAAAAACCUAAGUUUCGAGCAACGCAGGCGUCUUGAGGAAUGGCCUUGGAGAUAUCUUGGAGUUCACGUUCGUUUAGAAGAUGCCAUGGAUGUUCAAGAUCGGCCUUAUCCUCGUGCAUCAUCACGUCUUGGUUCCAAGUAUCAAUGCACAGACAUUCCUGACUGGUAUGAGCAAGUGGUGAAAUACUAUGACUCUAGUGAAGCCCAAAGUCUGAAAAAUAAGCGUAAGAACACCAAAAAUGGUGUUCGCAGAGGAAAGUCAUCUUUGUCAUCGUCUUCUUCGACAUCAUUAUCAUCUGCCAUUACCGGCACGGCCAGAUUUUUUGAAGAAGAUUCUCUUGCACAGAGAAAGAUGCCUAUUCCAUCAAAAUAUGAACAUGUCGACCCUAAAGAGUUUCCUGGAUGGUUACAACCGAGACCAAAAGGAUAUUUUGAGAGGGGUGGAGAGGAAACAGCUACAUUAAUGUGGAAAAUGCCUCAAGAAGAUGAUCAAGUUGAUAAAUACAUCAAGGAAUGUGAACCCAUAGCGAAAUCGUUGGGCUUGUUACCGAAUACUCCCAAUUUUGUCGACUCCCUUCUCAAAAUAUAUAUGGAUCAUAGAUACGAUAAGGAACUGUCCAUUCCAGAAGUGAAGAAACUGACCAGAAAAACGUUGAAAGAGCCCGACUUUAGCGAGGAGGAAAUUAAGCGGUUUGAAGACUCGGUGAAAGUUCAUGGCGAUGAGUUGUAUCCGGUGUAUAGAGAUGUGGGUACUCAGAGCUCUGCGAUGGUGGUGAGGUUUUAUUAUCUUUGGAAAAAGAGGAAGAAUGGUCAUCUUAUAUGGGACAACUUCCCCUAUAGACCAAAGAACCGGUUAAAGUAUAUCAAGAAUACAGAGCUUGAUCUUGACGAUGCUGAGGAUGACGCAGCUUACAGUACGUCAAAAAUUAUGAAAAAAGAGGUACGGUUUGAAUGCCUUUUCUGCCACACAACUCAUUCUGUUGAGUGGUUCCGUGCACCUGGUGCCAAUUUACCCAAAUCCAACAAAGAGCUUUGCAGAGGCUUAUGCUACAGAUGCUGCAGACUAUGGAGAAGGUAUGCUUUGGAAUGGGAUAGUCCUGACGAGUUGAUGAAGAAGAAAGCUCAGAGAGGCAACGGAUGGUGGAGAAAGCAAGAGGAAGAACUUGUAGCAGAUUGUAAUAAGAUUGUGGCGGCGCGUGAAGGCUACGACAAAAGGCCACGAAAGGCAAGCGCUAAUAACAUUCUACAAUUAGAAGGGUUGAAGGAAGUGACAAUUGAUAGAAAGCAACCAAGGAAGCGGUCUUCGGCGACUGGUAUGAAACGAGCAUCAUUUUCUCUGUCCCUGUCUUUGUCGUCGGGGCCCUCGGUACAGUCGUCUAUCUCAAGCAGUGGGGCUACCAAAAAGCGCAGGAUUGGUGGAGCGAAGAGAGAAGCUUCUGAUACUAUAGCCAGUGCAGGAGAGACGUUUGAGGUAACUCUUCCCUGUGCCGAUAAGAGAAAUAAGAAGAAGCGUAAGGCCAAAGAAGAGCCGACUGGAGGAAGUGUUGGCCGCAGACCCAGAAAGAAACGGGCUCGUAGUCCAUCUGAGGACAGUUUAUUCAGGCAGAUGAGCUCACGGUACGACUCGAAGUAUGAAAUAUUCAAUCCAUUCAUGAACAGACGCGUGGAGGACAUGCCAUUACCUCAAACACGCAGUGCUAUGAGAGAUAUCAGUACGCUUUGGAGAUUAUACGAGAACUCUAAGCACAGGACACGACCAUCGUCUGCCGAUGCCAAGCAAAAAAGACCGUUGUUUGAAGCGAUAUCCAGACCCUGUUGUGUUUGCAGAGAAUUUGGGUCGCUGGAUGAGAUGAUUAUCUGCUCGAACUGUGGCAUGAAUGUUCAUGCCAGCUGUUAUGGUAUUGAUCUUGGCCACGUAAAACUUGAGAGACCUGCAUAUCUGUACAAAUGGCACUGUGAUCCAUGCUCUAACGAUAUCCAUCCUCUUGUUUCGACGCAAUACGUGUGUUGUCUAUGUAAUGCACGUGAAAGUGAUCAUGAUGGGGCUCUGCGAGGCGAUCUCAUGUCUGUUCCGGAUGCUUUGAAACGUACAUGUAGUGGCAAAUGGUGUCAUGUUGGAUGCGCGGUCUUCACCGAGGGAGUGACAUUCGGUGAGUCGGAAAGCCUUCAACCCGUAUAUGGCACAGAAGUAGUGAACUUCGCCAACUUACCACACAUAUGCCGUAUUUGUGGAGGUAAUAGCGGAGGAUUGGUGAAUUGUAGAGCAUGUGGACGAUCUGUACAUGUGACAUGUUGUCAAGACACACCGGGAUUCUUUUUAGGGUUUAUCAUUGAAGAAAGGACGGAGUUAAAUUCAGGAGAAUUGUGUGUUUCUGUCGAUCUUGACGUUGGAACUGUUGUUGGAGUGCCUGUUCCAACUGUGAUCUGUUCACACCAUUUUAAUGGGAGUGAUAGGACAAAUUUUCGAGGAAUCAGGCUAUUCAAGAUGAGAGCCAUGGUGAGAGUUUCUGGGAAAAGAGAGAAAAUACCGUUGAUCAGGGCAUACUGUAGGGAAAUGAAGCAGACAAAGAAUCCACUUAGUGGAGGAGAGCUUAAUCGUUUAGUUUAUGCCACGAUUGAGAAGGUGGUAGGAGAGAAAAGUCCCGUGGAAACACAACAAUUGAGGGAUCUCCCUACACCAGAAUGCGUCUAUUGUCAUAAUAAUCAUACUCUUCAAUGGCAUGAAGAUGGUGAAGAUAGGAUCUGCCAUCAGUGCUAUGUGAGGAAACAGAAUAAUACGGAGUUGAGCGACGAGAUCCCGGACCUUUCUCAGGUAAACAAUCAGCAGUUGGAUGGGACCAAGUUUGGCGUGCCAAGAUUGAACGAUCGCAUUUCAACCAACCGUAAUGGUUCUACAAAGAUCUCCAUUAAGGAUAUUCUCUGGUGA
This is a messenger RNA of Brettanomyces nanus, 4260 nucleotides long. RefSeq lists its product as uncharacterized. The coding region runs from base 1 to 4260 and encodes 1419 amino acids. Gene Ontology annotation, cellular component: Lid2 complex. Lineage: Eukaryota; Fungi; Ascomycota; Pichiomycetes; Pichiales; Pichiaceae. Gene Ontology annotation, biological process: histone catabolic process. The transcript has a single exon. The record is from RefSeq and is a predicted model, not a curated record. Gene Ontology annotation, molecular function: chromatin binding; ubiquitin-protein transferase activity.